GGCCUGUCGCGGUUCUGUCGCCGGCGGCCGCGGGCGCCGGCGGCGAUGGCGAAGACGAGCCUGGUCCGCCAGUUGCGCCCCGCCAGCCGCAGGGCGUCUUCGCGGGCAAAACUAUGCAGAAGAUAUCGGCGGCUCUCCAGCAGGAGCUACUGGCGAGGAAGCUGAUCACAUAUUAUUCAGAAUGGUGUCAUUCGCCGCGGCCAGCUUGCCCCGGCGUUGCCUUCAAAGACUCGCGCAUCUUCUUCGCCGAUGACGGGUCCCUGGAAAAUGUCGAGAAAGCGCCGGAGAACGAUGUCUACGUGUACAUUCCACAUAACCUGAAGGACCCAGUGCUCCAGACAGCCGAAGACCGACUGCAUAAGUUUCUCUCGCAAGCGUUCUGGAAGAAUGAUUUUGCUUUGGAAUGCCAACUUGCGGCGAUGGCAUUGACGCUGCAGGGGGUCAAUAUUGACAGGUGCUUCUGGACUGUGGGCCCUGGCGGAGUCGGCCAGUCGAUCUUAACGCAUCUGAUCCACAACGUUUUCAGCGGGCUUCAUGCUUUCUUGGACACGAACAUCUAUUUCUCUGGCGACGAACUGCGGAAGCAAGCUGACGGGCUGAUUGGCAAGCUGAUCACGACAGCGCAGGAGGCGGUGGACAACUCCAGGCACGGCUUCAGGGAGGACCUGUUCAAGAAACAUAUUUCUGCGGACCCCAUCGCCGCGAGAUUACCCUAUGGCAUCGUGACGCGCCUGAUAGAACUGGCGGGGUGGAAGCGCUUGGAGUUGAACAGGCUCAUUCAGUUUACCUCUGUGCGCAAGAUCUUGUCCAGAUUCAAGUCCGAGGCGGAAGUCAAUGCCAUCCCAGAUGCCGCCAGCAUGGGGAUCUUCGUGAAGGAUCCAACCCUGCGUGCGUUCGUCAAGAGCCAGGUUGUGGUACCGGCCUUCUGGGAGUUGCUGCGGGGCUUCAUGGAGUCGCACUCGCGGACAAGCGCAGAGGACCUCAUCGAAGAGUAUGCCACGGGCGGCGACGGCGGAUUAACGAGAGAUUGCGUGCAGGCUGCGACUGGGCUGUCGCCCGAUAAAGCAGCCGCUGCAGCAGCCGCGGCAUUCGACCCUGUCCAGGCCGCGACAGAUGCCGAUCGUUUGCUUGCAGUUCGAAUUGCAGGGGCUGCUCUGGAUCGCAACUAUGAGAGCAUCUCCGAGCACGACUUUGUGCACAAGUUUGGCUCUGAUGUCGUGGGCGGCUCUAAUGAUGAGCGCAAGGCCGCGUUCGCGCGCCUCCUUGAGCGCGGCCAUUUGGUCUUCGAGAAGAAGACUCAUCGCGGGCAUCCAGCAUACGUGCCACUACUAAAGGUCAGCGGAACCAUGGCAGACCUCGGCCCCGCAGAUCGCGACCUCGUUGGACCAGCGCUGGUGGAAACGAUUCGCUGCAAGGAGCUCACCGAAUACGUCCGCAGCGCUGCCCGCGUCCACAACGUGGAGACGCCGAAGAAGCGAGGCAGGAUCGGCAGGAAAACUGCAGACGAUGCAGAGAAACGCGCCGACCUGCUGCAAUCCCUGCGAGCCCAAGAGUCCGCUGCAGACGCAGUGGCGAAGUACGUCGCAGCUUCGGCGGGCGCGGGGCAGGGCGGCGAUGUGUCUGAGACAGCACAAUUCACUACCACAUAUCAGUUGAAGUUUGAUGCGCCGUCCAGAAGGUAUGUGGUUGGCUUCGGUGCCCAGAGCCUGAAUUGGUCCGCUCGUCUGGCCGGGCUGGGUGACGUCGACGAUUGGGACAUCAAGAAAUGCACGUUCACGCUGGCCCCGCAGAUUGCAGCGAGAGUCGAGUUUGCGUUGGGCCAGCACCCGGCAGCGAAGUUUGAGUCUCUUCGUAGAUAUUCCACGGACACGGCCGCAGUAUGCAAGGAGCUCGGCAUGACCGCAGAGGAUGCUAAAAGCACGUGCAUAUCUGUCUUCUGUGGCGGCAAUCCGCCCGAAGCGCUCUCCGAGAAUAGCUUCCUCUUGGCGUUGGGGCGCGAGGGCAUUUAUCUUCGCUGGCUUGCUGUCUCAUUGAACCCCGAGAUGCACGAGGUUUUCGUCAGAGAUAGUUCUCGGCGGAGCCCGGCUGCGACUACGUGGUUCUACAUGUGGACUUACGUUGAAGAUUGCGUCUUAUCUGCCUGGGUCGAUUUUAUCAAUACACAAGCCGUGCAGCAUUUGAGUUUGAAUUUCGACGGCGUCAUGGUCGAUCCUGGGCGGGUCGGGGAUCGGGCAGCAUUCAAGGCCGACUCGGAGAAGGCGAUCUUGGAGGCCACGGAGUAUUCCGUAGAGGUCGCCUUGAAGAACCACGCGCGUUUCCUGGACAUGCUCGUCGGCGACGCGGAGACCGUGGCGCGCGACGACGCCACUAUUCCGGAGGUACUGCUUGCUGCUGGCAACUGCAUCAUCCUCAUGAUGGCCAGGCUGACGGACAACGUCGCCGCGGCGGCGACCAUGGCGAACAAGCGCAACAAGGCGAACAAGGACGCUGCAGAGUGCAAGGUGCGGACGUACCAAGAUUGCAGCAAACUCAUGAAGCAGUUCCUGGCGCCCUCGUUAGAUUUCCCGACUGGAGAGGGCAGGUAUCUGAUCCACACCGAGAAUGGCGGCCACCCGCAGUGCGUGGCCGCGACCCUGCUCCAGGACGAUGUCUGCCAUGUGUUCGUGGGGGAGAAAACGUGCGAGACCAAGAUUUCAACCGUGCGUCGGUGCUGGUCCGCGUCUGCAGACUCCAAGUUUCUUGCUCAGUUCAAGCUUUCGGCCGUGGUGCUCCCGCCAAACACGCAGGAACAAGUGCUCCUUGAUUUGAAAGCGGGCGGAUCGGCUAGCGACGGCUCAUGCAGCGGCGGCGCGCCCUACACCAAGGGCAAGGGUCUGCGGCAGGACGUCGCCGACGAGUUCGAGACGCACUUGGAAUUCUGCGUAUGCGGGUGCAGGCUCUGCAAGAAGAGCGAUACGACUCACGAGGCCAUCGCCCAUGACCUCCACGCCGCGACGACAGUGGCGGUCACGCCCUGGCAGUGCAAUAGCAAGAAGUGCCGAUUGACAUACGGCCCCAACUUCGUGUGGGUCGGGGGGCGCAAGAAGAACGCUGCUACUCUCGCCGACCUGGAGUGCGCCGGAGUCGUCUUCAUCUCAAGUAAGCGCGGCUUCACUUUGAGAUACGUGCGGUACUACGAGGCAAUGUUGUUCAGGAACUUCGUCUCGGCCAGGGGCGCAGACUGGGCCCAGAAGGAUGUCUUUGACGACGGCGACGGCAGCGGUUGGCAGGGGAAGGAAUUCCCUGUCAACAUGCGUAAACUUCACAGCCAUGCUAUCAUGUAUGCGCUGGCCGUGCAGGAGCUGGAACCGCUCGACAAGCAUCUUGACAUCUACGUGGAGGAGGACAUCAACGAGAGCGCCCUGAGAACAUACGACGAGCACCUCCACCGGCGCGUCUAUCCGCCCGCCAACUCCGCUUCCGUUACUGAGCUAGUGGGCGACGGCCACGAGAAGGUGUUGGUGCGCUGCAACGGCGGCUGCGGCCUUCCAGGAGGGAAAGUGCUGAAGAGGCCUUCGGCCGCUCGGAAGUUCGCUGGGAAGGCCCUGACGAAAAAGCCCGCUGCCGCGAAGACUCGCUCCAAGCCCAAGCCUGUCGCGAAGAAGGCCGCCGUGAUUAAGAGGCCCGCGGCGACCAAGGCUGGCACGAAGCGCAAAGCCCCGAGGUCUCUACACCACAACAACGGGUGGUUCAUGCUUCUGACCACGAGCGGCCGCGUGGUGGCCGUGACCGAGCAGUCCGCGCCAGAGGGCAACGACGUGGUCAAGUCCACAAUCCUCCGGGUUCUCCCGCAGUAUCCGAAGGUGGCAGAGCAGUGCUUCUCAUGGUUUCGCGGCUACUCGCGGAUCUUCAACGAGAUGUCGGCCAGCCGCCACCGCUUCUUGGUCUUGUACUUCGUUGCCAAGCACAACUCAAUGUUGUCUGCUGGCGACACUGAUCACCUGGGGCACCCAGCGGCAGCCGCCA
Messenger RNA from Prorocentrum cordatum, 4005 nucleotides. The record is from the annotation of a GenBank genome assembly. NCBI's taxonomy places the organism in Eukaryota, Dinophyceae, Prorocentrales, Prorocentraceae.